Molecule: messenger RNA, 11507 nt
Organism: Nasonia vitripennis (jewel wasp)
Lineage: Eukaryota; Metazoa; Arthropoda; Insecta; Hymenoptera; Pteromalidae
Gene: Mef2
Product: myocyte-specific enhancer factor 2
Exons: 10
Coding region: 1226-2716 (496 amino acids)
Biological process (GO): cell differentiation; positive regulation of transcription by RNA polymerase II
Molecular function (GO): RNA polymerase II cis-regulatory region sequence-specific DNA binding; histone deacetylase binding; protein dimerization activity
Source: RefSeq, a predicted model, not a curated record
CUUUAUUUCAAGCCCGACCGCGGAGUCGUGUGGUGGUGCUGCUCCACGCGCACUUUCUAAAUUUCAAUAUACAUACACCGCAUAUACGUAUAUAGACGAGUGCGCGAGUUAUAUACAUAAGCCGAGCGCGCGUGUGUGUGUUUGUGCGCGCGCAAGUCAAGACGCGUGCAGAGCAGUGUGUAUUUUAAGGAAAAGAGAGAGAGAGAGAAAGAGAAAGAAACACCGGGCCCCUCUUCUAGUCAAGCACGAGUUGUACGAACUCUGAUUUUUUCUACCAUCUAUAGUUGUAAUCGUAAACGAGUCUAGUCGAGCCAGAUCAAGGAUUUUUCGAUUUUCCCGCCUUUGCCGUCCGCGUGUACUGCAGAAGAUCGUUCGUGCAGCAGCGCGCGUGUUGUUCCGAGCUAAGCAGAACCAAGAGAGAAAGAGAGACAAAGAAAGGAGCAGCUCGUUAUUUUGCCAAAGUGAAGAAUUGUGCCACACCGUAUACACCUCGUUGUUAUAUACAUCUAUUUUAUACACCACUACUACUUCGAACUACUAUAUAUCAGAAUACUCUACUGUGCAGCAGGGAACUCUUCUGUGAUCGCGUGUGUUUUUUAAUUCGUGCAUACGUAACGCCGUAGCAAAGUAACAACAGCUUACAACCCGAAUAGUUAUACACACACACACGGGAGAGCCAAGAAGAAGAAGAAGAAGUGAGAGGAGCGUUUGCUUUUCCAAUCGCGUCGCGUCAAGUGCCAAUAUCGCAGUAUAUAGUCACUCUCUCGCUCGCACUUGCAGAAGAGGACUGGAAGGAAGCUGCGAAGGUCGAGCUUAUACAUAUACACCGGCGAACGUGCGCUUCCGGCUACUACUGUACUCUCUCUCUCUCUCUCUCUGCUCGGCUGUGUGUGUGCGUGCAUGUGUUGCUGCCGGCGGGCGUAGAGAAGAGAUAGCCGAUGUCGCCUGGAUUAUACCGCCAAGAUAUCGCGAAUCAGUGAGAGCGACGCGUUUAUACACGUAUAUAUAAUACUAUAUAGUGUGCAACUCUCUCGUUAGCGCUCGAGGAUGACGUGUGCUCGUGAUUGAGAGAGCCUCGAUCUUGAUUAUAAGAGAAGAGUGAGAGUGAGAGGGAGUAGUGUCGUCGCUCUCUCAGCUGAUAUGCUGCGCUUUUGAGACGAGUUUUUAACAUUCCAUCCAGAGGUUCGGCAGAGCAGCCCUUAGUCCAGACACUGACGACGCAACGAUGGGUCGGAAAAAGAUACAGAUCUCCCGUAUCACGGACGAGCGGAAUCGUCAGGUGACGUUCAACAAGCGAAAAUUCGGAGUGAUGAAGAAGGCGUACGAGCUGUCCGUCCUGUGCGACUGCGAGAUCGCCCUGAUAAUCUUCAGCUCGAGCAACAAGCUCUACCAGUACGCCAGCACCGACAUGGACAAGGUCCUCCUCAAGUACACCGAGUACAACGAGCCCCACGAGUCGCUGACCAACAAGAACAUAAUCGAGGCGCUCAACAAGAAGGAGCAUAAAGGCGCCAUGUCGCCUGAGAGCCCGGAGCCGGACCAGCAGGAGUACAACAGCCUGACGCCCCGCACCGAGGCCAAGUACGCCAAGAUAGACGAGGACUUCCAGAUGCUCAUACGCAACCAGCACAACGGCUCGAGGGGAAUGGGACAGUCCAACUACACGCUACCGGUGACAGUGCCCGUGAACAACUACGGGGAAAACAUGCUCGGCUCCAGUCCGCAGAUGGCGCACACCAGCAUCUCUCCGAGGCCGUCGUCGUCUGAAACGGAUUCAGUGUAUCCACCGGGAGGCAUGCUGGAGAUGAGCAACGGCUACCCGCCGUCGGCCUCGCCGCUCGGCGGUUCCCCGAGUCCAGGACCCUCGCCCUCGCUCGGCGUCUCCAAGGGCAAUCCGUCGAGGCACUCGCCCCAGCCGCCACCGCCGCCCCAUCCGCAUCGAGGUGCUCUGCGCGUCGUCAUACCCACGCCGCUCGGCCAGUCUCUCGCCGAGGAGCCCAGUUACGACAGCGGACACGCGCAAUCGUCGCUGAACACGCCGGUGGUAGCGCUGCAGACGCCCUCGGUACCGCCGAGCUACACCAGCUUCGGCCCGACGGACUACUCGACGGAUCUCAGCAGUCUCGCCUGGUCUCAUCAGAGGUACGUUGAUGACUUGUCAAUGUAUUCGGCAGCCACCAUGUCCAGUAUAAGCAGUCUUCCUCACUUGGCGGUGUCCAGCAGCACGCCGCCGCCGUCAACGUCGCCUAUACCCGUGAAAAUCAAGAGCGAGCCCAUCAGUCCACCCCGAGAUCCCCACGCGGGUAGCGGUGGAUCCAACGGCUCGAUCAGCGGACCCAGCAAUUCCUCCAGUCUACACCAUCCUGGUCACACAAGCCUGAACGUGGGAGGUCCGUCCUCAUCGUCGGGCGGUCCACAGCCGCCACCGCCUCACCACGUCAGCCAGCAACAACAGCACGGCGGGCCGCAGACGCUGAACCUCGUUUCGGUGAGCAGGCCCGGAAGCAAUCCACCGCCUUCGCACUCCGGCAGCAUCACUCCCACAAAUCUGCCGUCGCCUGGACCACAAGGCGGCGGCGGCGGCGGCAACGGUGGUGUCGUCGUCGGCGAUAUGCGCACGAGCCACGGACCUGGAGCCUCGGGUGGCAGCGGGAGCGACUACGAAAACGGACCGCUUCACAAACGCUCGAGGAUCACCGAGGGCUGGGCGACUUAAUGGUGUGUAGCGCCAAUGCCAGCCGCGUCGCCAAGCUCGAGCGGCGCCCGACCAAGUGACCCUGACACUGGCUACUACUACCCGUUGUUGCAGCAGUCGGCGCGCACCCACGGCUCCGGCGCACAGAUAACGAGCAACGCGUCGUCUACGUCACCGCGACGAAGACGAGCUGAGCUCGCACGUUACAUCUGACAGAUUUAAAGACAUGAGAAAUAUUCAGAAAGAAAGAGAGUUAGCAUGCGCGUAACAUACACAUACCCUCUUCGAGACGCACAGCCGCAGCAGCUGCGAGACAACUAACGCCGGCGAAGAUUCGACGAAUAUUUUGCGGGGAGAGCGAAGGAGAGAGGGAGGGAAACGAGUCGUUUCUUCUUCUCUUUGUUUUUGUCAUUCAACUUCUUUCCCUCUCUCUCUCUCUCUCUCUCUCUCUCUCUUUCUCUCUCUCAGGACUGUUCGUUUCGCGCCCGUGUCGCCACAGAGAGAAAAUCUGUUAUAUAUAUUUUCGAGCGAUGAAUUGAACGGACGAUUUACUAACGGAGAAAGAGUCUAUUUGAUAAUGAUGAUAUCAUGCUGAUUCUGAUGAUAAAAAUGUGGUGCCAUAAUGUUGAAACUUUAUAUAAAUAUAUAUAAUAUAUAAAUAUUAUAUAUACACACGAUGGAUAUACUAUAUAUAUAUAUUUUCAUGUAUAUAAAUAAGAGGUGUUGUUUGUAUAUACGUCGCGAGAGGCCCGUAAUGAUGAAAUUUCGGCCAGCUCCUCGUGACCCUACUACGAUCACUCCGAGUGCAAUGAGGAUGAUGAUUUGAAGAAAUGAAUUUGUAAUGCGACCGAUGGAGUAGUAAAGAAAGAAUUUACUAGUUGUUAUAUCGGUAGAGUCAUAAUGUUAUGACGAGCGGGUGAAUGGCUUUAAACCAAGUGUCGUAUAAAGGGACAAUGCACAAAGAGGAAAAAGAGUGUGUAAAAGAAGGAACUUUCAUUUCGUUUGGUGAAUUCGCGUUGAGAUAAAAGAAAAAAGAAAACAGGUGAAUCGGAUAUGCGCACGCACUUACCGCGCGAUUGUUGUGUUUGUUGUACUUGGUAUAGUGGUCUUAGAGCAGCAUAAUCCGUUAAUAUCAACCACGCACACACUCCUCUAUGCAUACAUGCACACGUGCACAAUCGUAAAAACACGCCUCUUUUAUCUUUUUUUCUUACCUUUUUAUUAUUAUAUAAUUAUUAUAUAAAUAUUGUAUCUUUUAUUUGCCAUUCGAACGGAUAUCAACAUUUGUGCGUACUCGAUCUAGUCAUUUAAGUCGUGUCUAUUAUUUUCUUUUUCUUUUCUCUUCUAUUCUUAAAUUGACCAACAAUAACUGCUAUGAUCUGCGGUUAUGCUGAACUUUUAUUUGAACACUUUCUGUUAUUCUUUCUCUUUUUUUUAUUUAAAGAUCGACAAAGAGAAGUCACAUUUAUAAUUUUAAAAAGCUCCGUCGCUUCGUGUAUGAUAUGACGAGGAUCUCACACGUGUACGAUGAUAAUGAUAACGAUGAUGAUGAUUCUUAUUUCUUUUUUUAAUUUUAGUGAGUUACAUUAACGGUCUAUGCCUGCUGAUAAUUGCGUGAAAGUCGGCCACUGUACUCAAAUUAUUCAUAUUAUAUGAGAACAAGAUUCGAAAUUAAUAUAUUAUAUAUAAAUACAUAUAUAUAUUAUAAAAAAAGAAAUACUAUUAGAUAAAUAGUUAGGCGUAUGAUGUAUAGCAUUGUUUUAAAGAACAAAUUUACACACACCCAAACUCAUAUUGAAAAAAAUCUAUAUGACUAUAUUGUGCAGUCAAACUCCUCAGGUUGCUGGUUGAUAGAGGGGAAAAAAGUACAGGAAGGGACUAGUGCAUCUUUCGCAUGUAAUGUUUGUGCAAUCGAUCGAUUGAGAAUCGAUUCUUGGUAAACUGAAAGGUCUGACUGCAUACAUUUUUCACGAGUAUUUUGCACAUUUGAUAUUAAAGCUGAUGAACGAUGAUAAAAGUAAAAUAAACAGGUCCAUACAAAGAUUAUAUUGAAACCCUUUUAAUGCCUAAAGUAAAGAAAAAUUUGAACAUUUGACGAGGGCUCGUCUCACAAGUAUGUGUCGAUUUCUAAAUGUCUGUGAAAAUUGCGUACGCGAAAAAAGUGAACAAUUUUUUCUGUACAUUGGCUAUUAAUGCUACAUAUAUACAACGUUAUAUAUAUAUAGUGAAAAGUGAAACAACAAAUUUUUCUAAAAAAUCGUGCGGUUCUCGCGUUCGAAAAAGUGAAAAAAAUAAUUUUAACAAAAUUUUCAAGUUUGUAUAUAAUAUAAAAAAAGAAACCGCGUACAUUUUUUCAUGCAGGUCGCAUCGUGAAUAACCUUACUGUCGAAGGAUCGUGCAAUUGUUGAUGAGGGAAGUGGGGAAGAAAAACGUUGACCGAACGUGUGCGAUACCAGUUUUUCUUGCGCAGCUCUCGGCCACCUUUAAUCGUUCGUCUGUUUUUUUACACGUGAUAUUUAAUAUUACGUGUACACUGUACAGCGACGUGAUAGCGACAUAGUUAACAGCGUUGCAUAUUAUAUAUCACAUAUAUAUAUAUUUAUACAUAAAACUGAAAGCCUUGUAUAUUUGCAUUCGUAUAAUCGUGUAUAACGUGCAACGAGUGAAAAAAUCGCAGUGUGGUCGAAGCUAUUUGGACUGGGAAUUGUAAGACAGAAUGCGCGCGCGUGAAGUAUUUGUAAACAAAUGUAGAUUUAAAAAGUAUACACGUAAAUAUAUAUUUAAUGAAACAACGGGACGCGUUUAACGUGCCGAACAUUCUCUCUGGAGCCUUGAAUUCUAUGCCUUAAUAAUCCUUAUCGUUAUCUCGGAAGACAUAUCCUCGUGAGAAUUGCUCUCGUGUGAAUUAUCAAUUGAUGAAUGGGUAUAAAAAGCUAUUAAAUUGCAAAGGAUAAUUAUAAAGUAAGGUAUAUGGCAAAAAAAAAAGAUAAAAGUAAACGAGUACAUAAACGUAAUUUAACUGUAUAAUCUUAAUGGAGUACACAGGUAUUUUGAAUAAAUAGUGCCUGGCACCAUUUGUGGCCCUCCUGUCAUUUAACUAUCGUAUAAAUGUUGACGGACGAGAGUGUGAAAACGGGACGAAUUGCAGUACUAAUAUACGAAAGAACCGAUCACACAUACACAUGCGUAUGACAAAUACAUAUUAUAUAGACAUCUCCGAAAGCGUUGACUUCUUACUUUUCAUUAUUUUGUUGAUACUUUUGAAACAUUGCGUAUAGGAAUCUCGCAAAAGUACAUCGAAGAGAAUUUUUUUGUGUGAUAUAUAUUCGAGCUUUGUCGGUCGAUGUGCACUACCGCAAAAGAUCGUCGAGAAAUCCAUUGAUGUUUUAUUGAUAUAUGAACCAAACGAAAAAGAAACUAAGUAAUUGUCGACGUGCUCUCGUUGUGGUUUUGUGGGAUUCGAAGAUUAUUGUCAAGCGAACUCGUUUUUUUUCUGUAUGCGUGUUUGAUAUAGAAAGAAAGAGAGCGAGAGAAAGCGACACGAAUAUUCGCCGUUAUGAUUAUAUAAAUAUAAAUCUAUAUGUACGUAUAUUAUAUAAUCUCCAGUUUUUAAGAUGAUCACAAAGUGCAAUCUCUUAGCCAACACACUUUUUAUCAAACAAAAAAAGUAUAAAGAAGUUGUUAUUUUUCAUAAAGAUGAUAUGAUAUUUAAUGUAUUGAAAGAGAUAGAGAGGAAAACGGAAAGAAGAUUGAUAAAUUUAUGCCUCCUCUAGUUGUACGAAAUUUUCCUAUUGGUGCGAAAUUUGUUGUGAAUGUGAAUUCUCAUUAAUUGCUGAUGGAUAUUGCGUAAUAUUGACUUCUCGAUUACUUCACGAGACAGAGCAAGGGACACAUAAUGCGCGAAAGAUGAUUGUGUAAAACAACUAGAAAGGAACAUUUCGAUCCUACAAUCUUUUUUGUACAAAAAAAAAACGAACCAACCAACUAUAACUAAUAAAAUGCGGCGGAUGAAAAAAAAACAUUACUCUCUGUCCAAGCCAGUGUGAUUAAUUAUAUAAAACAAAAAGUGUAAAAAUAAUGUUGAUAGAAAAUUGAUCAGGAUAUGUAAAUGGACCACUCGAUGUUUACUCUAGAAAGUUUUAAACAUACAAAUAAGAUGGAAGGGUUCAGCGGAGCCGGACAAAGCCGCCAUCGUUAGACACGUGCACGUGAGUUUUAUCAUUGAAAACAAAAAAACUUAUCGAGUUGUUCUUUCUCCACAAGGACAACGCGUUUUAUUGGUCAUGUAAAAUAUCGAGUCUUGUUUUUAGAGAUAUGAUUUCGUUUUUUUUAAUGUAAUUUAAUACAUAAAACAAGAAAAAUUGAUUGUAAAACACGAUAACUAUUAUUAUAUAUAUCGAGUUUAAAAAAAAUGAUAAAAGAAUGUUAUUUAAUAAAGAAAAAUUUUGAAAUUCUUGAAAGUGUUUAUUCAGUGCAAUUUAUAACGUCAACGAUCGAGGAAAAAGCUUUGGCGAAAAGAAGGCAGGAUGAAAUAGCGUGAAUUUUGUCCGUCUCCGGUGCUUGUACACGAAAUUACACUGACAAACGUACAUACUCACACAGACAAGUGGUACACAAGUAAAUAUUGUGAUUCGAAUUGUUUGCGUCUUGCAUGUGUAUCGUCGAGAAAAGAUGUGAAGAGAAUUCGUCUGUUUGUGAGAGCAAUACAUAGGAAAGGACUUGCAUUUGGAUAUAUGUUUAUGUGUAAAGCUUUUAAGAAAAAUUGUUGCUUCAAGUCUCACACGGAGUCUAUUUGCGGAUGCAUAGACGAGAGCCGAGAUCAGGGUGUUACUAAAAUAUUGUCCUCCGAAGUGAUUGGCUAUUUUCUUAGAUAAAUGACUAUAUAUUUUGUUUACGCCGAAGCUAGACGUAAUUGAAAUUUUAAAAAGGGUUAGAGCUUUAUUGAGGUAGAGAGAAAAAAACAAAUUGUCACGUUUCGUAAGUUUGGCGAGAAUGAGACGCGGUUAUGCCAUUGCGAUAUUGCUGUUGCGUUGUUUACCUAUCACGUCGCCCAUGUUUAUUCCUUCGCCCUAAUAUUAUAUUCGCAUAAAGAGAUAUAUCGACAGAUAAGAGUUACGAGAGCUUCAUUUUUCCUUCGUUCAAUUAUACUCUGUAUAUCGUAUGAAUUUUAGACUCUAGAAGUAACAAUAUUUAACGAUUACUGCGAUCCGACAAUUGCGCGAGGAAAAGUAGACAUAUAAAGCGAGGAGAGAAAAAAAACGAAAGCUCAGGUGUCGUUUUUAACUUUUUUGAGAAAAGGAUUCGCACAAGGGAUAACGAGGUAUUGUUCUUGUAUACAUAAACUGAUAACCGUACACUUACACAGACUCGUGUCGACGUACAACGUAUAUAAGUAAUCGUUCGCCGCGUUUGGAAAAAAAGCUCUAUGGUGCACAGAGCAGUGUUGUGUUGUAAAAAUCCGCGAAGGCAAAAGAAGAUUCGAGGGAAAUAACUCGUAGGACACAAAAAUUUGUUGAAUAUAUAAUAACGUUAUAUAUAUAUGGCAUGUACAUACACGAUCACGAAAAAAAAAAAUAAUGAACACAAGUUUAAUGUAAACCUAUAUAUUUUUAAUAUGAAAAAAGUGGAAACGCAAACUAUAUAUGCGAUUGUAUACUUAGGAUGUAACGAUGUUAAAGAGAAAAAAAAUGAAGAAGCAACGUGCGUACCAGUGACAAAGUAAAAAAAAAACAACGCGCCUGUUUGAUUCUCAUUAUGUUACUACUACACUUUCUUCUCCUGCCUUAUAUAUAGUUACUGUGUAAUUCUUUUUCUGUGUAUCUUUUGUUUUCUUGUUUACUCUAGGACAAACGGCACAAGCUCGUUAUUUAAGUUUGUGAAUUAAAAAGGCUUCUUUUUCUAUACACAUGCUACCUUUUUCCGUCGAAAUCUUACCCUCGAUCGAUCGAAGCAUCUCCAUAUAACGAUUUACCUGUAGAAACUAUGCUCUUUUCGCUCAAACGCUUUGUGGCAAUGUUAUACGCGCGCAUAUAGGAGAGUCUUGCUCGUAGAUAGGUAUACCACUCACGAUUGGGUCUUGUCUGUCGCCGAGAACGAAAAGGUUCGACCCGUUUGCGUAUGUUUACUUUUGUUUUGAAAAUCUCAUUAAAUGCAUUUAGAAGUGUUUGCUUGUCUAGUCAAAAUAUACUCAUGAAAAAGAAAGCGCAUCUAAUGAAUCGAAUAUUUCUUUGAGUGUUCAGCUGAGAUGAGAGAACAACACAACUCAAUUUUAACUUGUAAAAUGUAUACGAACGAGCUACGGAAUUUUGUUUCUGGCAAUGAUCGAUUUCUCAGCGCAUUUUUCUUAUAGGUAAAAGUAUAGACGAGUACAUAUGCUAUUUUUGAUCAAAUUAGCCGAGAGAUUUAUGGGGAUGACGUAACGUAGAUUAAAGUUGUUGUAAACGCAGUGCACUUAAAACUGAAAUGGACCAGCUUUUUGGGAAGAGAAAGAGGAAUGUGUUUUUGUAGCGUUAUAUUUUCUAAAUUUGAACCCAGUGAUUCUGAUACUGUACAGGUCGAGAUGAAAAUUCACGCUGUAAACCGAUAUAUAUAUAUAUAUAUAUAUAGAUUUAUAUAGAAAAAUGUCAAUGUACUAGCCACUAAUGUUGUCACCAUCUGAAUAAAAAAGCUUGUUAUAAAGAUAACACUUAUUAGCGUCGAUAAGUUUUAAGAAAACGCACUGUGUAUUGGUCAACGUUUUUUUUUUAAAUUAUACAUCAAAUUGUUUAUUUUUCAAUAACCAAUUACUAUGAGAUGUAAUAGUUUUCAAAAUCUAAACUUCCCCGAUAUGGGAGUAAAUCAAUUUCUUCGGAGAUGUCGAUUAAUUGUUAUACACACAGACAGAACAGAAGCGUUUAUAACGAACUUUUCUAAUUGUUUCUUAAACUUUUCUAACGAAGAGGGCAGUCUCUGGAUUUCGUACUAGUGUGAUAAAAAACAAAUACAAAUGAGAAAUGGACAGUAAUCGAAGUGAAACUCUCUUGACAUAUCCUGUGAUGUCUUCGCGUUAACGAUACCUUUAUUGUUCGAAUAAGUGAACAAGACGAUCUUCUCUGUGAAGCUUCUAGAAAAUUUCUUUCGAUUUGAAUCGCUAUGUAGACGAAUUCGCAAAACGAAGAUUUCACCAGACAUCGUCUUUUUAUAUAAAUGAAAGUUCAAAGAUUAUUUCUCACAGUAAAACUUUAGCAAGGCACACGUGAAAUCCGAAUCACAGACGCAUCAAUAUACGACUCCAUAGAACAAGUUAAAUAAGGAAACAAUAACGCAUACGUAACAAUAUAGUCUCGUGCAUUGAGGAUAAGUCCUUAGUGGAUUUUAGAAACUACCGAAGCUGUUUAUAGUAAUAAACACCUAACUGUUAAAACAAAAAAGAUUCGAUUGAACAGGAAAGUAACUCGCAUAGUGCCAUUGUAAUUGACUAAUAAAAAAAAGCAUCCAAGUUUGCGUUUUCUAUGUAAAGUAGAGGAGAAAAAAAUGCGCGCGUUUAAGUUCAAUUUUAGAUAACGUGUAUGAGAGUAUAUAGCGGAAAUUAAACGUUGAAAGGAAGAUUGUUUACGUUUUAUCUCUCAUUUGUGCACAGAUACGUAAUAAUCGUUAUAAACAAGUACACAUUGUAUACAGUACCUCCGCCUGGAAAAACGUAAAUAAAACUAAAUAUAUAUUGGCGUUAUAAGUACAUAUAUAUAUAAAAUUAUAUAUUUGCAUAUAAUUUUAUAUGUUAUAGUAUAAAAUAUAAAUAUAUAAAUGAAUAUUUAUGUUUUUUUUUCCAGAAUUUUCCUCGCGUCAAUGGGCCUGGAAAGUCCGCGCCAGACGUGUGUAUAUAUAUAAACUAUAUUAUACAUAUGUAUUAUUACGUAUAAUGAGCAAGAAAAAAUGUCCAAUCGAUAUCGAUGCAUAAUUAUACUAUAAUAGUGUCUCUCACACGAUCACAGUUUUAUUCUUCCCCCUUGGAACGCGGCAACGCAAUCGGUAUAUGUGCGGACGUUCUUUUCGGGGACCAUUGACGCAGACACUAAAGGGAAAAGUAUAAGGGAAAAAAUAAGUGCACAUACAGUUACGUAAUGAUAAACGGUGUAACGCGCGCAAAGAAAACUAACAAACCAGAUGUAAGCAAACCAAAUGCGAAUUCGCUCGCUGAAUUAUAAAGCUGUAUCACCACUGCAUUACUACAUGCGUAUAAAGAAAAUACCUGUAAUACGACGUUGUGAACGAAGAUGGACUAUUCAAAGCUUUAUUCACUGUAUGUAUCUCAUUUCUUGGUGCUCGAUAUUAAGAUGAAUGAUUGUUAUAACGUCAUUAUCAUCAACUAUUAAUAAUGCUAUAAAUAUUAUAUUGUCUUUAUUUUAUUAUGAUAUCUUUAUUAUUAUAUUAUAUUAUAUAUAAAUUUUAACUAUUAUUAUUACUGAUCUGUACGAUUGCAUUGUCAUUGUCGCCUAUAUAUUAUGUUUAUAAUGUCGGUCAGUAAGAGAGUGUAUAAGAGUUUUUAGUCUUUCUUUUCUUGCUCGUUUUUUCGACGAACGACUCAAGCGUUAUAUUAUUAUUAUAAAAGUGGAUGAAGCCUCUGUGUAUACAUCACAAUUAUUGAGUGAAAGAAGACGAUGUAGCGACAGAUACCGUUAUUAUGCGGCGAAACUUGUAAACACACAAAGUACACGUACACACAAGAAAAGAACACAUACACGCGACUAUUGUGGUUAAUAUUUCAGUGUAUCAGCAUAAUGAUAUAUGAUUAUUAUGAUGUUGCCCAUAGAAUACAUUUUACUUGGUUUUUAUA